AUGUAUAAAAUUUGUAGAUUCAGCAAACCAACAAGCGGAAUAAUUAAAAAUACACUUCCAGUAGCAAAUAAUAGUGAAAAAAAUUCAUCAUCCUCACCAAACAACAAUUUUAAUUUUAACAAUCAACAAAUCAACGAGCUUAUUCAAAAUAAUAAUGAAGUUUGGUUUAAAUUUUUAUCAAAAACUAAACCAGGAGAUUUAAUACUAAUGAAGGAGAUAUUACCAGGGUCCACCUACAAAUCAACAGAAUUUUUAAAUUUUUGGUUAGAAAGAAUUUCAAGAUCGUUUAAUUUGGUUACCGAUUUUGAUUUAGUUUGGAAACUUUUAGAAUAUAUGGUCCAGCAUGAAAUUCCGCUUCACAAGAAACCAAUAGAUUCGUUCACAUUGUAUCAAGAUAUUAUUUAA
Messenger RNA from Dictyostelium purpureum, 405 nucleotides. RefSeq lists its product as uncharacterized. The record is from RefSeq and is a predicted model, not a curated record. The transcript has 2 exons. NCBI's taxonomy places the organism in Eukaryota, Evosea, Eumycetozoa, Dictyosteliales, Dictyosteliaceae. Bases 1 to 405 code for a protein of 134 amino acids.